Rhododendron vialii is the source of this 1398-nucleotide messenger RNA. RefSeq names its product metalloendoproteinase 4-MMP-like. Gene Ontology annotation, biological process: proteolysis; extracellular matrix organization; collagen catabolic process. The transcript has a single exon. The record is from RefSeq and is a predicted model, not a curated record. Gene Ontology annotation, cellular component: extracellular matrix. Gene Ontology annotation, molecular function: metalloendopeptidase activity; zinc ion binding. Bases 1 to 1056 code for a protein of 351 amino acids. Lineage: Eukaryota; Viridiplantae; Streptophyta; Magnoliopsida; Ericales; Ericaceae.
AUGUUUGGAUUUCUCAGCUAUUUCUUCAUCUUCUCUCUCAUGCUUUCUGUUCCCUGUUUUCCCGCCAGAACUCUCCCUUACCCGUCAACUGAAUUAACCGACCGAACCAACAACAACACGUGGCGCGACUUUAUCAAGUUCCUCGACGCCGGGAGGGGAAGCCACGUCAGCGGCAUGUCGGAGCUGAAAAAGUACUUCCAGCGGUUCGGGUACCUCGAGCAAGUACCCGAAUCGAACCUAACCGACGCCUUCGACGACCGCUUCGAAUCCUCCGUCGUAGAUUACCAGAAGACCCUCGGCCUCCCCGUCACUGGAAAACUCGACUCCGACACCGUUUCCCAAAUCAUGGCCCCGCGCUGCGGCGUCGCCGACCGUGCCGUUCGCGUGACGGGGCGCUACGCGUACUUCUACGGCGAGCCGAGGUGGGCCCGUUCGUCUCCGAUGACGUUAACUUACGCGUUAUCGCCCGAGUAUUCCAUCGACUACAUAGCUCAAUCGGACAUAGAAUCGGCGUUCGACAUGGCGUUCUCGCGGUGGUCGGCGGUGAUACCGGUGAAUUUAACGGCGGCGGAGGAUUACUGGGCGGCGGACAUAAAGAUCGGGUUCUUCAGUAGGGACCAUGGUGACGGGGAGCCGUUCGACGGGGUGUUGGGGGUGUUGGCCCAUGCUUUUUCGCCCGAGAACGGGAGGUUUCAUCUGGACGCGGCGGAGACGUGGGCCGUUGAUUUCGCGUCGGAGAAGUCGAGGGUGGCCGUCGAUUUGGAAUCGGUGGCGACCCACGAGAUUGGCCAUGUGCUCGGGCUGGCUCACACUCCGGUGAAAGAAGCGGUCAUGUAUCCAAGCCUGAAACCGAGGACGAAGAAGGUGGACCUUAAGAUUGACGACGUGAAAGGAGUACAGGCCUUGUAUGGGUCUAAUCCCAAUUUCAAGUUCAGCUCUUUGUUGCAGUCUGAUACUUCGUCUUCGUGUUCGGCCGUUGGAUUCAGAACAAGAUCAUCUUUGUGGGCGAGGACUGCUUGGGUCAUGAUUGUUUUGACGUUUGUUUGGUGGUGGUGAUCAUUUUUCUCCGUCGUGAGAACCUUAGCAGAACGGGGCCGAAGUUUUGCAGUUGGUGAAACAUUUGGUGCAAUUGAUGGAAUGAGGUGAGAAAGCUAAACUUUUAGGCCCAGUUCGAUCGGAACUUGUGGAAAGUGAGGGAAAGGAAAGAAACAAAGGAUAAUGAAGAAGGGAACUGUCUGUGAGGAAAAUACUUUGGCAACUGAUGUAAAUCACACACACUAUUUUUCGUAACCUGGGUUAUACUUUGUACAUCAAACACACUAUUUGGCAACUGAUGCAAGGGGUUCAGGCUAAUUCUCAGUUAUCCAAUCUCACUACUCCUGCCUUUACCUUUGUCUG